AUGAACAAAUUGGUUCUAAAUAUUUAGUUCUCUUAAUAAGUUAAGUUUAAAAUCGCUUUUGAUGCUUCAAAUUAAAAGACAUUUGAUUAAUUAAAGCAAAUUUGUGUUCAAAGAUUAGAAGCCUUUUAUAAAGUAAUGAUAAUAUUUUAAAUAGAUUUCGCCUGAUAAUAUUAAGAAUACAUUGCCUAGUAUUUUUGAUCCUUCAUAAUACCAUCUGACAGAUUAAACUAACUUUAUAUUAAGUGAUUUAGAUUUAGUUGAAGACUUAUGUUCAAACAAUGAACUAAUAAAUCUGGUGUACAACUAAUCUUUAUCAACAUCAAUUUUAGAUCCACUUAAAACUUCUAACUUGAGUAUAGGAUCUUAACUAAAUACUUAAUCAACAUAAUAAUAAUAAUAAUAAUAAUAAUAAUAAUAAUAGACAAUACCUCCUUAAUAAUAAAUAUAAUCCCCUCAAUCAUCAUAAUAAGUUAAAAAUAUUGUUUAACCUCUUUAUAAGCCUUAAUAAAUAGAUGAUGGUAUGAUGGAUGAAAUUGGUAAAAAUUAAUUAAAAAGGAAAUUCUAUUUAGAUACUUCAUAAUGGAAUUCAAUUUAAUAAAUCUAAAGUGAUAUAGAAAUAAGCAUUAAGUUCUUAUAAGCUGAAGAUUAGACAAUUUAAUAUAAUUUUGGUUGUUCAUUAGAAGAUACUUUAUUCAAUGUAUCAGUAAAGAUUUGCAAUUAACUUUAAUUGAGUUAAGAUUAGAAUCAUGCUAUUUUAUAUAAUUUAAGUGGUUUACCUUUGGUUAAUAAUAUGAAUUAACUUCAUCAAAAGACUGUUGAUGAUACAAUUAGCAAACUUUAAAGUAAGGUUUUCUAUGUUAUAAUUACCAAAUGUUCAGCUGGAGAUAAAUCAUUUCCUAAAAUAGAUUCUGAGGAAGGAAAAGAUCAAAUUUUUAUUCUUCAUUAAGGUCCAAAAGUAAUUAAAGUAGAUAUUGAAACAACAACUGUAUUAUAAUUAAAAUAAAAAUUAUAUCAUAAACUUAAUAUACCUACAAAUGUUUAAACUUUGAAUUAUGGUGGUAAAUUACUCACAGAUACCUUAUUACUUAAAGAUUAUAAUAUUUAAAACAAUUCAAAUUUGAAUUUAACAUUUAAAUUAAAUUAAUUAGUUGGUCAUGCUGAUAGUUAUAAUUAUAAUUUUUAUAUGCCUUGGUUAAACCAUUAUGUAAAGUAGAGUGAUGAUGGCAUCAGAUAAUUUAGAUGCAAUAUGCUAGUAUUACUUGCUAAGGAAGAUCAACCCAAAUGGACAUAUACUAUUAGAUAAUACUCAAAUAAUCCUGCACUUACAUUAGCUUGUGUUUGUUUGUUUAGAAAAUAUAGACUAAAUUAAAAUGCUCGUAUAGCUUUUGAAGAAGGCUUUCUUAGAUUAUUUUUUGAUUUAAUUAUUUAAAGUUCUUAAGUACCUGCUACAUUUGAUAUUGGAUCUAUUUUUGAGUAUACAAGAUAAUGGAUUCAAUUUUUACAUAAUGAAGCAGCUAAAUUUAAAGAAGCAGACAUUAAACCAGUUGAAAUUUAUAGAAAUAUUGAUUAUUCUUGUUAAGUUACCUUAAGUCCCAUAGAAAAUCCAGCUUUUCUAUCUUUAAAUUAAAAUGAUGAUAUAAAUGCUUAUUAGAUAGUAGAUUACAAUAUUGUAAAAGGUAAAUAAGAAACACAAGAAAAACAUGCUAAUGGAAAAUUAUUUUCUGAAUUACAAUUAAUUUAAGAUCCUAAUUUAACUGAAUAAUUUAAGAUAGUUAAAUUCUUAGAAAAAGAAGAUCUUAUAUGGUUACCUUAAGUUGAUUUAAAAGACAACAGAGAACUUUAAGCAAUACCAGCUGAAUGGCAUAAAAAUGAAGAUUUAAAAAUAAACAUUUUAAAGAUUUAUAGUUCAGUUGAAUUGAAAUAACAUCCUGUUGCUCCUGUUCUUACUAAGAAUUCAUAAAAAUAAUUAGUUAUAUAUACAUCUAUGAACAAAGAUGUAGCCAAGCCUGUUAAUUUAUUUGAUCCAUUAUCUGGUAUGGAAUAACCUGAAAAUCCUGAUUAAAUUGCUUAUAAUCAAGUCUUACCAAAUAAAAGUACUUCUGUAAAUGAUGAUGAUGAUGAUGAUUCAUCUAUUUAAUUAGUUACUUAGAUAACUAUUGAACCAGAAGAAGCUAUUAUUGUAUUAAUUGAUAUUUCUGGUUCAAUGGAUGAAGAAUUCUAUAAAAGUGAAGAUUUGACAAGAUUAGGAGUUGUUAAAGCAUUUUUUAAUGCUUUUGCUGAUAGAACUAUGGCAUAUAAUCUUAAAAAUGUUAUUUCUCUUGCAUAUUUUGAUGAUAGAUAUAUUUUGAAAUGUGGUUAUACAGAACUUUUCAUGUAAUUUAAGGAUCUAGUUAAUAAAGCUAAACCAUAAGGUAUGACAGCUUUAUAUGUGGCUCUUAAAAAUGCUGUUGAUUCCCUUUUAUAAUUUAAAAAGAAGUAUCCAAAUUGUAUAUUGAGAAUUAUUGCACUUACUGAUGGAGAAGAUAAUAAAGGUAAAUAUAGUCCAGAAUUUAUUGCAUAAACAAUUGUUUAAAAUUAGAUUAUCCUUGAUUCUUUUGUAGUAUAUGAUAAAUGUGAUGGUUUAAAAUAAAUCACAAAAGCUGCAGGUGGAUAGUGCUUCUGUCCUAAAACAAUUUAAGAAGGUUUGAAAUUAUUUGAGUAUGAAACAAUCUUAUCAGCUAAAAUAAGAAAAUCAUAGGAACCAUUAACAAAUGCUUAAAUUACUGCAAUUUUCUAAUAAAAUCCAUAAACAAUAUAAUUUGAUGUUUAACCUAGAGAAUUUGAAUUACCUUUAGAAUUAAAAAAAUAAUCUAUCAAUCCUAAAUAAUUAGUUAGAAGAAUUAGUUCUGAUUCAUAAUAACUUAAUUUAAUUGCUCCUCAUAAUUAUUUAAAAAGAGUGAUGAAAGAAUUGAUGACAUAUGAAUAAAAACCUCAUCCUUUUGUUAAAGUUUUCCCUUGCACUCAUGAUGUUUCAUUCUGGAAGAUAAUUAUGGCUGGUCCUGAAUAAACUCCAUAUUCAGGUGGGAUUUAUAUUUUGUAUAUGAAAUUUCCUUAAGAAUUCCCAUUACAACCACCUGAUCUAAGAUUUUUAACUUCUAUUUAUCAUUGUAAUAUCAAUAGCUAGGGAAGAAUAUGUCAUAGUAUUUUAGGUAGAAACUAUACUCCUGACACAAAAGUUCUAUAAAUCUUUGAAGCUGUUUAUGGUAUUUAAAUAAUAUAAAUUAUUAGGUCUUCUCAUGACUCCUGAACCUGAUGAUCCUUUAGAUACUACUAUUGCUUCUGAGUACAUGCAAGAUUUAAAGUUAUAUUAAGAAAAAGCAACAAAACACACUCUUAAAUUUGCCAAGAGACCUAUGGAUGAAGUGUUGAAAGAAAUAUUAGGCACUGUAGGAGAGGAUCUAGAUUUGAGUGAUAUUGAGUUGUAAGAGAAGAUUAACGAAAUUAAUAAUUGGAUUAAUAAUGCCAGUAAACCAUAAUGA
This is a messenger RNA of Paramecium pentaurelia, 3518 nucleotides long. Lineage: Eukaryota; Ciliophora; Oligohymenophorea; Peniculida; Parameciidae. The record is from the annotation of a GenBank genome assembly.